AUGUACUCCGAUCGGUCCUUGGAGCAGCGAACCAAGCUCCUUUGGGAUCACCUCCUUGACACCGAGAGGAAAGCGAAGGAGAUGGAACAAGAGACCGAGAGACUAAGGAAGAUCAAGGAUCAAGCCAAGGAGAUCGUAAUGGAACGACACCCGUAUUUGUUCCUGGACGAGCUUCCUCGAGCGGAAUCUCCGGAAUUCCUCAGUGAUGAAAGUCAAAGCUACAUGACCAGAGACUUGAAAGACAUCCGUGAUAUGCUCCGUCCAACCAAGGCCAAAGAACCCGAUUCUUACAUGAGCCAGCUCCAAAGGCUCCGAGAUGGGCUCACUACACCCGGCAAUGUGGCUGCUAAGCCGAGCCAGUCCAAAAAUGAGUUGGGACCAUAUUUAUGGCCUGAAAACUGCAUACCAGUCCCAAUAGAGACAUUUAAGCAUCUGAUGGCCGAGUCCUCGAAAGCCAAACGGACACGACCACCAUCCUCGGACUCGGGCCCGGCAGAGCCCCCUGGUGAUCAAGACAGAGAAGUGCUUAAGGGAGCUAAUUCUCCAUACGGCGAUGAUACAAGCAUUGAUAUUGCCGAUCUCAGCCAAGAGAAUGCGGUUCAAGGACCGCCAGAGACACCCAAAGAGCCCGAGCCCCCUCAGUCGCCUCGACGAGUGGCUCAGACCCCUCCGCCCAUUGUUAAUCAUUCUACUCCGCCUCCCAAACAAGCAUCUCCCAUUCCACCCCAACAAUUGAAAAGCGACAGUGAGUCUUCGAAGAAGAACCAUUCGCCCAAUUUGUCAAAUGAACCCGAUUACAACUUUGCCGUUCAGUCGGACAACUCCCAAGAGAAGUUAUAUUCGACCGAGAGCGAUACCCAAUCAAGUCCCAAGGUUGCUGAUCAAAAAGUUGCUCAGGCUCAAAAAAACCCAGUCCAGCCCAAACCAGGACCAUCCUUGGCCAUCAGGUUGAAAUCCGAGAGUACUUCUUCGAGUUCACAAGGCAACGAGGAUUCCUCAUCCUCAUCGUCCUCGGUGCCCCAACCCAAGGCCCCGCCCAAUCCCUUAUCGGAUUACGCCAAGAAAUUCGCCCUCAAACUGAACAACGACAGUGCGAGCGACGAGGCUCCGGUCAAGAAAUCGGGCGGAACUCUGGAUGAAAACGAGAGCAUUUCGGGCGCAGAGGACGAAGAUGAUGAGUUUUGGGACUAA
This is a messenger RNA of Tigriopus californicus, 1191 nucleotides long. RefSeq lists its product as uncharacterized. The record is from RefSeq and is a predicted model, not a curated record. The transcript has a single exon. Lineage: Eukaryota; Metazoa; Arthropoda; Copepoda; Harpacticoida; Harpacticidae. Bases 1 to 1191 code for a protein of 396 amino acids.